AGGAGUCCGGAGAGAGGGAGGGAGAGAAGGAGGCAGUUGGCCAGGAGGGCCGGGGGGGUGGGGGGGGGACGCGGUCCCUGCGGUCGGUCAGUCUGUCUGCGGGGCGCAGAAUCGCGUGGAAGUUUGCUGCAAGCUCCCAGGCGCCGCCUCCGCCACCCGGAGUCCGGUUCCGUGCAGCCUCUGCCGAGUGAGCUCCUUCGCCGCUGCCGGAACCCGACCGCCAGCCGCCCGCUGCCCGCUCUCCCGCCCCUCAGGCCCCGGCGCCAAACGAGGAGGUGGGCAGCCACGCCGGCCAUGGACCGCCGGAGCUGAAGAGCCUCUGCGAAGCCCCUGGCCCUCGCGCCUCUUCGCCCUUUUCCCUGGAAAGGCGGGGGAAAAAAGGGGGACUAACCAGAAGAGAGAAAGAAGAGGGUGGGGAGGGGGAACCGGUGUCUCCCCCCGGGGCAGUCGCGCAUCGUCCCCGAACCCACCAGAGGCAGAACUUUCAGGGACGACUUUUACCAGUUUGCUCCCACCUUUUUGCCAAACCCUAAAAUGAAAGGACAAAAGUUGGCGCUGACUCUGGCAGCUCGGAUGACGACUGGAGCGUUUUCAGCGGCAUCUCCAGGAGAAAAACCCGUGCGCGUCUGAUUGUUCUGUGGCCCCCAAGCUGCAGUGCGCGCGUGUGUGUGUGGGGGGGUGUGUUUGGGUGUGUGUCUGUGUGUGUACACAGACGUCCACACACACACUCGCGGCCGCGGGAUCAGCGCCUGGAAGCAGACGUUUCGGCCACAGACUGACUCGUAGAGGAGGAGCUGGCGAUCGGGAGGCGUGAGCCGCCAAAAGUCUGCAGGAUCCUGGUGUGAAUGAACCGGAGGCACCUGGGCGCAGGGAUCACCUCCCCCACACCCCGCCCCGGGCCAGAGUUGAGUUGUGGGGCAUUUUUUUUUUCACCCUCUUGUGAAGAAUUUUUUUUUUUAUUAUUUGUUGUAAAGUCUUUUGCACAAUCACGCCCACAUUUGGGGUUGGAAAGCCCUAAUUACCGCCGUCGCUGAUGGACGUUGGAGAGGGAGCGCCUCGCCGAGGAACAGUCGCCUGCGCGCCCUCGCCGGCCCCGCGGCUCCCUUGUUGCGCGCCGGCCGGGCCCUGCUCCGGCUGCCGGCAGGCGGACUUCGGCGCCCCCUCGGUUCCCGCGCGCAUCCCAGCACUACUCUGGCUCGGGCACCCAGACUCGAACGCUAGUGACGGCUUAGGCUCCAGUCUCCAGAGCCUGCCGGACGAGCCCUGGAGGAACCCGCAGCUCCGCGCAGGAUCGUCUCCGCAGGCUUAACGAGGACGCUCCGCUUGGAUUCUUCGGCUCUGGUGGCGACUUCCUCCCCGCGCCCCCCUCCCCCUCGCAAUGAAGAAGUCGAUUGGAAUAUUAAGCCCAGGAGUUGCUUGGGGGACGGCUGGAAGGGCAAUGUCUUCCAAGUUCUUCCUAAUGGCUUUGGCCAUAUUUCUCUCCUUCGCCCAGGUUGUAAUAGAAGCUAAUUCUUGGUGGUCGCUAGGUAUGAAUAACCCUGUUCAGAUGUCAGAAGUAUAUAUCAUAGGAGCGCAGCCUCUCUGCAGCCAACUGGCAGGACUUUCCCAAGGACAGAAGAAACUCUGCCACUUGUAUCAGGACCACAUGCAGUACAUUGGAGAGGGCGCCAAGACGGGCAUCAAGGAGUGCCAGUAUCAGUUCCGACACCGGAGGUGGAACUGCAGCACCGUUGAUAACACCUCUGUCUUCGGCAGGGUCAUGCAGAUCGGCAGCCGCGAGACGGCCUUCACGUACGCGGUGAGCGCCGCGGGGGUGGUCAACGCCAUGAGCCGCGCCUGCCGCGAGGGCGAGCUGUCCACCUGCGGCUGCAGCCGCGCCGCGCGCCCCAAGGACCUGCCGCGGGACUGGCUGUGGGGCGGCUGCGGCGACAACAUCGACUACGGCUACCGCUUCGCCAAGGAGUUCGUGGACGCCCGCGAGCGGGAGCGCAUCCACGCCAAGGGCUCGUACGAGAGCGCGCGCAUCCUGAUGAACCUGCACAACAACGAGGCCGGCCGCCGGACGGUGUACAGCCUGGCCGACGUGGCCUGCAAGUGCCACGGGGUGUCAGGCUCGUGCAGCCUCAAGACGUGCUGGCUGCAGCUGGCCGACUUCCGCAAGGUGGGUGAUGCCCUGAAGGAGAAGUACGACAGCGCGGCGGCCAUGCGGCUCAACAGCCGGGGCAAGCUGGUGCAGGUCAACAGCCGCUUCAACUCGCCCACCACCCAGGACCUGGUCUACAUCGACCCCAGCCCCGACUACUGCGUGCGCAAUGAGAGCACCGGCUCGCUGGGCACGCAGGGCCGCCUGUGCAACAAGACGUCCGAGGGCAUGGACGGCUGCGAGCUCAUGUGCUGCGGCCGCGGCUACGACCAGUUCAAGACGGUGCAGACCGAGCGCUGCCACUGCAAGUUCCACUGGUGCUGCUACGUCAAGUGCAAGAAGUGCACGGAGAUCGUGGACCAGUUCGUCUGCAAGUAGUGGGCGCCCCGCUGCCUGCCUGCCGCUCCCAGGACCCACUUAUUUAUAGAAAGUACAGUGAUUCUGUUUGGGUUUUUUUUUUUUUUUUUAAUGUUUUUUUUUAUCCCUAAGAAUUGCAACCGGAACCAUUUUUUCCCCCUGUUCCCAUCUGAGAACUCUGUGGUUAAUAAUAUUAUAAUUAUUAUUUGGCAAUAAGGGGGUUGGGAACCAAGAAAAUAUUUAUUUUGUGGAUCUUUGAAAAGGUAAGACAAGACUUGUUUUGAUGGUAUAAUGGAUGGGGGGGAUAAAACAUGCCCUUGCUGAGAUGUGUGCACAUCUGGAGGUCAAGGAAACACUGUUCUAUUUGUCUCAGCUAUCGCAUGGGACAGGUAGCACCCCACUGCAAGGUGGCCCAGAGCUAUGCAUGAUGCAGCACCUGGGAGCAAAAGGAGUUCUGCGGUCUGGGGAAGCCGGAAGGUCUUGAGAAACAGACAAAACAAUGAGAACCCCACCCCCCUCUUUCCCAGGGGCUGCCAGCCUGAAAUAUUUCCAAAAUGUAUUUAAAAUUUGAGAACAAGAAUCUCAUAUCCCUUCAAGAAAGAAGGUUUAUCAUAUGUCUCACUGUCCUCGAGCAUUCCAUCUACAGCUGGUCCAUUCUAUUAGCUACUGAAACCUGGGGAGCAGGGAGAGAAGCCCUAGACAUUAAAAAACAAAAAACUCCUUAUAUUGAGUCAGUUGAUUUAAUAUUCAAGGCAGUUGUGAGAAUCAAGUUAUCCACUUGGAAAAGGAUCCCUGAAUGAUUCUGGUACCAGAUGUUUUGCUUGGAGAAUGGCAGGGAGGUUGGCUUGGUGAUAAAGGAAAAUAUACUGUAAUUUUCUUAGGGAUACUUGGUUAAUAAAUGAUAAUAAUGAAAACACAUGAAUUCCAUUCACAGAUCCUCAACCCGAACUUCAAGGUACUUGUGUGCAGUUCAGCCCUGCACCAAAGCAGAAAACCUAUUUGAGGGGAAAAAGUGACCUCCGCCCUCCCUCCUUGACCCCACGCCCCCUCUGCUUCCUCGCCUUGCCGCGCUGCGGCCACGUUUCCAAGCGGAGCUCUGCACGGUCCCCUCUGAUUGUAGGACAGGGAAUGAAACCUUAGGAGCUCCUCUUGGAAAACAGCUCGCUACUUAGGGAUUUUAUUCCGCCUACAACUUUUACUUCGAGGAACAGUAGUUUUCGAUGUUUUCAUGACAUCACUUGGCGAAUGGCCUUCACAGAGGUGUAGCAGCAUUUCCCCCUUCUGAUCCUGUGUUCAGACUCUCCACUGACGCUUCCGCUUCUCUGCAGGUGUACCUAGAACUGUUCCCAGUGGACUUGAACAGUUGGUUCAGUGGUACCUGAUAGCUCAGUCUCUUGUACAUAACAUAUAUAUAUAUACAUAUAUAUAUAUAUAUAUAUAAAUAUAAUUAUAUCUCAGUGCAGCCAGUGAUUUGGAUUUACAGUUUACUCUGGGGUUAUUUCUUCGGUCUAGAGCCUUGAGGUCCUCCACUGCAAUCCAAGUGGGAUUUUCCCCAACGGUUUCUAAGUUGAGCUCGGGCUGUGGCCCUGAUGCCACUGCAUGCUGAGCAUCAUGAAGCAGCUGUGUUUCUGAGGAGUCUGGAAGGUCUUGGUCGUGGGCAUGGUGGUUUGAAGAUUUCUUUGGUCUCCCCUGCUCCAUCCCCUGGUUCUCCAGCCUCAUUUUCUGCAUCCUUGUUGGAGAGGGCAUUACUUGUUCAUUACAGAGGUGGGAAUGAAGAGGACACAUGUCAGCAUUUCUCUUUCCUCUGCUCACUUUGCAGGGUGGAACUUGGUGCCUGUUAGACCUGAGGGCACCUACCGAGUCCCCAGGGAAAAUACAGCUCACAACAUGUUUAGCUAGUUUAAAAAAACAAAAACAACAAAAAACCAGGACACCUCUUUGCAAAGAGUACCAUCACCUGUGUUCUCAUCUCAGACUUGUGCUGUUUUAGAAGUUUGGGAAGACACACGUUCUGCAGCCCUCACAGGCUCAGUGGCCCUCAGGUCAGCCUGGCCACCUGUGGCUCUUAUUGCACAAGGAUAGUCAUUCCCCCUGCUCCCAGCUGCAGUGAAUUGCAAGCAAAAGAUCUUGAAAGUAAAAAGCACUAAUUAGUUUAAAAUGUCACUUUUUUGGUUUUUAUUAUACAAAAACCAUGAAGUAAUUUUUUUUAUUUGCUAAACCAGAUUUUUUGUUCCUUUCUAGUGAUUCAUGUUUAUGAAGAGAGUUGAGUUUAACAAUCCUAGUUUUUAAAAGAAACUAUUUAAUGUAAAAUAUUCUACUUGUCAUUCAGAUAUUAUGUAUAUCUUCUAUGGCCUUUAUUCUGUACUUUUAAUGUACAUAUGUCUGUCUUGUGUGAUUUGUAUAUUUCACUGGUUCAAAAACAAAACAUCGAAAGGCUUAUGCCAAAUGGAAGAUAGAAUAUAAAAUAAAAUAUUACUUGUAUAUUGGUAA
Messenger RNA from Bubalus bubalis (water buffalo), 4990 nucleotides. It is a transcript of the gene WNT5A, whose product is annotated as Wnt family member 5A. The coding region runs from base 1379 to 2521 and encodes 380 amino acids. Gene Ontology annotation, cellular component: extracellular region. Lineage: Eukaryota; Metazoa; Chordata; Mammalia; Artiodactyla; Bovidae. Gene Ontology annotation, molecular function: frizzled binding; cytokine activity. The record is from RefSeq and is a predicted model, not a curated record. Gene Ontology annotation, biological process: neuron differentiation; cell fate commitment; multicellular organism development. The transcript has 5 exons.